CAUUGUUUUUCCGGCUGUUUCCAGGCAUCUCUCGAGUGUGGCAGAGGCAAAGCUGCGAUAAUUCACGCCGUCCGUCCAGAAAAUGCCAUAGUGCGUGUGCCAGAGGCUGUUAAACUGUGAAAGAGAGCAAUCAUGCCGAAAUUCCCGUCGCUGACGACAAUCCUGGGCGUCGUGUUCAUGUGCUACAUCGCGCACUCCAUUUGGGUGCUGGCGCAGAUCUUCUCGGCACCUGUUUGCACACGCCCGCCCUGCUUCACGUCCAUCCUGGCCAAGGAGGAGCUGCCCAAGCUGCAGAUGGCCCUGUUCACCUCCACGACUAAGAACCCCAUCACCACUGAGAUCACAGAAGUGGCCACAGUGAAGCCCUUCGACUUCAAGGAGUCUUUCUCACGGAAUCUGAACAUUGCUAUCCCGGCGAAGACGCGCAGGAACGGGACACUGUUCAUGCAUGUGGUGUUGGCCGUGGACGACGGCGAUCCGAUCGUGUGGAAUCGGCGCCGCGACGAUCUGGCUGUGAUCCACAGAAUCGCGCUCACGGAGCACGUGGUGCCGAAGCACUCGACGUUCAACCUCAUCACGGACGACGGCCAGGAGGCGGAGAAGAAGCCGCCGCAGCAGCGACCGGUGAGCCAUCUGCGGACGCGUGUGCACUUUGGCAUUCUGGCGGACAACAUCAGUCUGUCGCAGCACGACAUUCCAGCCGAGAUGUCUGGCCUGGUGCGCGUCACCAGGCACAACGAGUACCUGCCUGUGUUCCAGAGCGAUACGCUGAGGGACAGAUUUGACGAUUUGCUGCAGAUCAAGCGCGGAAUGGAGGCGUUCGAGCUGGAGAUCAUGUAUGCGCCGCUGGGAAUCGGCAAGUUCCGGCUGAUUGCGCACGUGAAUCACGCCAUGCGCUCGCUGGAGGCGCUGGGCUUCAGCAAGAAGGACAUUGACGAGGUGAAGGGCAUCUUCUCGGACACAAACGUGUACAUCCUGUGCGGCACGGUGUUCGUGGGCAGCAUUCACUUGCUCUUCGACUUCCUGGCCUUCAAGAAUGACGUGAACUUCUGGCGGCGCAAGCGCAACUACGCCGGCUUAUCGGUGCGCACGGUGCUGUGGCGCGGCUUCAGCCAGGUGAUCAUCCUGCUGCACCUGCUGGACGAGAAGACGUCCAUGAUCGUGCUGAUCCCCGUGGCCGUGGGCACGCUGAUCGAGCUGUGGAAGUGCAAGAAGAUCCUGCGCGUGGAGUUCAGCCUGCGGCGCGGCUUCACGGUGCGCCAGGAGACGGAGAAGCGCGUGGAGAGGCUGACGAAGGACUUCGACAAGCAGGCGAUGCGCUACCUGAGCUACCUCCUCUAUCCGCUGUGCGCGGCCGGGGCGCUGUACUCGCUGCUCUAUCAGUCGCACAAGAGCUGGUACUCGUGGGCCAUCAAUUCCAUGGUGAACGGCGUGUACGCGUUCGGCUUCCUCUUCAUGUUGCCGCAGCUCUUCAUCAACUACAAGCUCAAGUCCGUGGCCACGCUACCGUGGCGCUCGUUCAUGUACAAGGCCUUCAACACGUUCAUCAACGACAUCUUCGCCUUCAUCAUCACGAUGCCAACGGCCCAUCGGCUGGCGUGCUUCCGCGACGACGUCAUCUUCGUCAUCUACCUGUACCAGCGCUGGCUCUAUCCGGUGGACAAGAACCGCGUGGACACGUCUGAGCACAUGGACGAGUACGAGGAGGAGCGGCGGGACAAGAAGAGUGACUAGAGUAUUUGGCGCGCGUGUGUGAAUUCAAUUGAUCGAUUUGUUGGUCGGAAAUUAAGUAAUUUCCGGGAUUAUUAGCUUCACUUUGAAUAAAUUUACACCAAUGCA
This is a messenger RNA of Phlebotomus argentipes, 1839 nucleotides long. RefSeq names its product lipid scramblase CLPTM1L. The transcript is spliced from 2 exons. NCBI's taxonomy places the organism in Eukaryota, Metazoa, Arthropoda, Insecta, Diptera, Psychodidae. The coding region runs from base 133 to 1734 and encodes 533 amino acids. Gene Ontology annotation, cellular component: membrane; endomembrane system. The record is from RefSeq and is a predicted model, not a curated record.